Molecule: messenger RNA, 872 nt
Organism: Solanum dulcamara
Lineage: Eukaryota; Viridiplantae; Streptophyta; Magnoliopsida; Solanales; Solanaceae
Exons: 2
Coding region: 80-655 (191 amino acids)
Source: RefSeq, a predicted model, not a curated record
CCAUAGAUUUAUGCGGAGAAGAAAGAGUUGUGAAAACAUUAUGUGAAGUUAUUGAGAGAAGGUGAAACUCUUGUAAUCAAUGGCGGCUACAACAACUGCUGCUUACCUGACAAACUUGGAGCAUGGAUUUAGUUCCAAGCCACGAUUUCGCCGCCGCUUAUUUCCCUCCAAUUCCGCCCCGAGAAUAUUUGCCAUGGCUCCUAAAAAGAAGGUGAACAAGUUUGAUGACAAUUGGAAAAAACAAUGGUUCGGAGCAGGACUAUUCUACGAGGGAAGCGAACAAGUGGAAGUGGAUGUGUUCAAAAAAUUGGAGAAACGAAAAGUUUUGAGCACGGUGGAGAAAGCUGGCCUUCUAUCAAAGGCUGAAGAACUAGGAUUUACACUCUCAUCCAUAGAAAAAUUAGGGCUAUUUUCAAAGGCAGAAGAACUUAGGCUGCUCAGUUUGCUAGAGAAGUCGGCUAGUUUCUCGCCUGCUGCUUUGGCAUCGGCAGCUCUUCCCAUUCUAGUGGCUGCUAUUUUAACAAUUGUGUUGAUACCCGAUGAUUCUGUGGGUCUUGUGGCGGCCCAGGCCGUUUUGGCUGGAGCAUUCGGGUUGACUGCAGUCGGGUUGUUUGUCGGGUCAGUGGUUUUGGAUGGGUUGCAGGAGGCUGAUUGACCAUCGGUUUUAUCCAACCUCACCUGAAAUAUAUCAAAUAAAGGGGAUAGCUUUGUAGUUGUCACAGCGAGAUUUAUAUGGUCAAUCUCAAUUUAUUUUGGAUCUAAAGUGUAAUUAUUAUUGUUUUUGUGUUUUUUAGUUGCUACACUCAACAAUUCCUAAUGUUAUGCUCACGAAUUCAUUUUAUGAGGAGAAGUGGAAAACCAAGCACAAGCUA